This is a messenger RNA of Priapulus caudatus, 2436 nucleotides long. Its product is annotated as eukaryotic translation initiation factor 2D-like. The transcript has 2 exons. The record is from RefSeq and is a predicted model, not a curated record. The coding region runs from base 104 to 1861 and encodes 585 amino acids. NCBI's taxonomy places the organism in Eukaryota, Metazoa, Priapulida, Priapulimorpha, Priapulimorphida, Priapulidae. Gene Ontology annotation, biological process: translational initiation; formation of translation preinitiation complex. Gene Ontology annotation, molecular function: RNA binding; translation initiation factor activity.
CCUUAUUUCGUGCAUGAUCUGGUUAUUUUUGGCAAUUUAUUGCUUCCGUAGUGUCUAAUGUAGCUAUACCUAAUUAUCCUGUCACGCAUAUGAUAGAUGCAAGAUGUUCCUAAAACCAUAUAGAGUGAAAUCAAAUACGGCGAUCAAAGGCUCUGACAGGCGAAAGUUGCGAGCCUCUGUGACACAGGCUUACCCCAUCAGUGAUGAGCAGGUAUCGGAACUGAUUCCAGCCAAGGAUCCGAUGACUGUGAUGAAGCUGUACACAUAUGCGGGCGAAACAGUGCAUGCAUAUACCGUCGACAAUAACCCUAUCUUCUUCGAGUUGGAGAACGUCAUCUACCCAACAGUUUACACUCUUUGGAAACAUCCCGAUCUCCUCCCAGCCCUCACUACAUGGCCAUCUGUGUUCAAGAAUCUCUCACAGGGUGCAGAUCUAAUGCUUCCUGGAGUUAUUCUCAAGAACGACAUUUUUGAGGCUUUGGGUAAGCGCAACAAGGGGGCACCGGUAGCCAUUAGUCUGAAAGGUAAUCGUGCGCCUGUAGCCGUAGGGAGAACACUGCUGUCCACAGAAGACAUGUACAUGUCAGCAAUGAGAGGCAAGGGGGUGGCAGUUCUUCACAGCUACAUGGACCAACUCUGGUCGCAUGGGAACAAAUCUACACUUCCGGAGCUUGCCGAGCAAACACAAGAGUUUGCUGUUGACGAAAGUGAAGGCAUCGAAGAUGCUGAAGAGGAAGAGAGACCCGAGGUCGCCGUCGAAGGUCAGCCAGCGAACGUGAAUUUACCGCAAAUUGACACGCUUGAGAUCAGCGAGGCACUGGAGGCUUUGGCUUCGCCGGUGUCGAACGACGGACAAGCAGCCGAGAUUGGCAGUGAAGCGUCAGCGACUAACGCCGAGGAGUCGGGCAUGGAGAGAAUGGACGCCUUGCUGCUCCACUGCCUCUGUGCAGCACUGAAGACGUCCGGCAAGAAGAUGGAGCUUCCCUGUCUAACGAGUGCGUUCUACAGCGCGCACAUGCUGCCGGCCGUGCCGCCAGGCGCGCGGCUCGACAUCAAGAAGUCCUCGUACAAGAAGCUGUCUCGGUUCCUGCAGGCAAUGCAGCGCGAGGGGCUCGUCAGCACGAAGGAACUCACCCGCGGCGUCGACAGCCUCGUCGCGAUCAACCAUGCACACCCACGACUGCGGCAGUUCGUCGUCCCGCCGCCGCAGGAGCGCGUCUCCGCCACACCCGAGGAGUCGAAGGAGGUCGCGGGCGGUCCGCGCGUCGUCGAGAUGUUUGCGGUGAACGCGGCCGUCCUGCCGAUAUUCGCGCGGCAAGGCUACAGCAAGGGAGCUGCGCUCGCCGCCGCGGACGUGCGCGAGGUUGUCACCGAGCACGUGCGUCGCGCCGACGGCCGGCAGGGGGCGCUGGUCGCGAUCGACCCGUCGCUGGCCGACAUCGUGCUGCCGCGCGGCGACGCGACGACUCACCUCCGCUGGGACGAGCUCAUGCGGCGCGUGCAGACAAAGAUGCAACCCGCACAUCAGGUGGCGCUACCGGGACGCGAGCCGUUCGUGAGGAAGGGGAAGCUGCAGCCGAUAGCGCUCGCGUUGCAUCAGCGCUCGGGAAACAAGAAGGUGACGCUCGUCUCGAACCUGGAGUCGUUCGGCAUCGACCCGGCUGAGUUUGCUCACGAGGUGCAGGUAGGGGUCGCCUGUAGCACGUCCGUCGGACCUCUGCCCGGGAAGGGGGCGCUAGCGCAGGUGCUCGUGCAAGGCAACCAGGUGCGCUUCAUCGCGGCACUGCUGGCAGACAAGUACAAGGUGAACCCGAGAUACGUCACCGGCUUAGAGCAUGCCCCGAAAAAAAAGCGCAACUGACGUUGUGAUACGCCCCUCGAUGGUGUCUCAUAAUGUGAAAGCAGUAAUCACGUUACUUGUGUCAACUACGUUAUUUCCUGAAUUGUUAUUUUGUGUGGAUGCUACAAGUUACAAUAAUGCCUCUUCUAUCGCAGGUUUUCCAACCACGGAAUUCGAGUAUUUGCUGGUUACUAUUCGCAUGCUAGUUUUCCAGUCAUGACACAGGUUUCAAGUGUGGACGGUUUAUCCACGGUUUGACUCGUCACUGCUACACGCAAAAAUUCAAGUCGUGACGAGAAUUCUCUAGUCUGCCGUUUGCUUCACUUUUAUUGUUUGAUCUUGUAACUUGUGCUGCCCAGUAACAUGUCACAUCUAGCGGAGAGAAAGGAUCUUAGAUUUGAGAUUCCUAAGCGUAAAAAGAUUUUUGCUAUCAUACCAUUAUCAAUAACCUUCACUAGAUUCUGUUAGCACCAUUUAGUAAUACAGUCCGACCUCCGUUAUCCAGCCACGUCGGGACCAGCACCCAUCCGGAUAUGGGAUUUGGCCAGAUAGGAGAGUUAUGCUCAAACACAGCAUUUCUAUGCAGUUCAGUAGGA